Myotis brandtii (Brandt's bat) is the source of this 3442-nucleotide messenger RNA. RefSeq names its product forkhead box N2 (gene FOXN2). Lineage: Eukaryota; Metazoa; Chordata; Mammalia; Chiroptera; Vespertilionidae. The record is from RefSeq and is a predicted model, not a curated record. Gene Ontology annotation, cellular component: nucleus. The transcript is spliced from 6 exons. The coding region runs from base 164 to 1465 and encodes 433 amino acids. Gene Ontology annotation, biological process: regulation of DNA-templated transcription. Gene Ontology annotation, molecular function: cis-regulatory region sequence-specific DNA binding; DNA-binding transcription factor activity.
UAGAACUAAUAAUAUAAUAUUUUCUGCUUAUCAGGAGCUUACUUAUUCUGUAUCUUCCACUAUUAAGCCACAAAUAGACAAAAAGAGACUACAAAGUAGUUGGGAGAAAAAAAUUACCAAGUUUAUGCAUUAGAUUUAUAAACCUUAAGAACUAUAAGAGUAAAUGGGUCCAAUAAUUGGAAUGACUCCAGAAAAGAGAGCUGAAACUCCAGGAGCUGAAAAGGUUGCAGGAUUAAGCCAGAUUUACAAAAUGGGAAGCUUGCCUGAAGCUGUUGAUGCUGCCAGGCCAAAGGCCACUCUAAUGGACUGUGAAUCAGCAGAUGAUGAGCUCACAAACUUGAACUGGCUUCAUGAAAGUACUAAUCUUCUAACAAACUUCAGCUUUGGAAGUGAGGGUCUUCCAAUUGUUAGUCCUUUGUAUGACAUAGAGGGAGAUGAUAUGCCAUCAUUAGGACCAUCUUGCUACCAGAACCCAGAAAAAAAAUCAGCAACUUCAAAGCCCCCAUACUCUUUUAGUCUUCUCAUUUAUAUGGCUAUAGAGCAUUCUCCAAAUAAAUGUCUGCCUGUCAAAGAAAUUUAUAGCUGGAUUCUGGACCGCUUCCCAUAUUUUGCUACUGCACCAACAGGCUGGAAGAAUUCUGUUCGACAUAAUCUGUCCCUGAAUAAAUGUUUUCAGAAAGUGGAAAGAAGCCAUGGCAAGGUUAAUGGGAAAGGUUCCUUAUGGUGUGUUGAUCCAGAAUAUAAACCCAACCUUAUGCAAGCUCUGAAGAAGCAACCUUUCCCUUCAGCAUUAACAUCUCCAGAAAGUGGCUCUUUAUCACCUCACUACUUAAGCUCUGUACUCAAGCAGAAUCAGGUGCAAACCCUCAAAGAAUCUGAUAUUGAUGCUGCCACUGCAAUGAUGCUCUUAAAUACUUCUAUAGAACAAGGAAUUCUAGAAUGUGAGAAGCCUCUUUCUCUUAAAACAGCAAUGCAGAAAAAAAGGAGUUAUGGCAAUGCAUUUAAUCAUCGCAGUGCUAUGCGAUUACAAGAGAGUGAUUCUUUAGCUACCAGCAUUGAUCCAAAAGAAGACCACAAUUACAGUGCAAAUAGCAUGGCAGCACAGCGUUGCGCAUCCAGGUCUAGCGUGUCUUCUCUGUCUUCUGUGGAUGAAGUAUAUGAAUUUAUCCCAAAGAGUAGUCAUGUGGGAAGUGAUGGCAGUGAAGGAUUUCACAGUGAAGAAGAUACAGAUGUUGAUUACGAAGAUGAUCCUCUUGGAGACAGUGGCUAUGUAUCACAGCCUUGUGCAGAUAACUCUGCAAAGGGGCAGCCAGGCAAAAAGAUGCGAAAAAUGUCAUGUCAGGAAAUUGAUGAGGAGCUCAAAGAGGCAGCUGGGUCUCUACUCCACCUUGCUGGAAUUCGUACAUGUCUGGGUUCCCUAAUAAGUACUGCAAAGACACAAAAUCAAAAGCAGCGGAAAAAAUAGAAAUACCUGUUAGUGUGAAAUUAUUUUAAAAUGUGGCAAUACUGUUCUACUUAAUUCUUUACAAGGGAUAUCAAAGCCAUAUGGACUUAUUUUUGUUUUCGGGGAGGGGAGGGAGGGGAUGCUAAUUGUUUAUUUCAAAGCAUUUUUGUUUGUUUUUUAAUUUUCAUUAAAUAAUUGCUAUUAGGAUCAUGCCCAACCAUAAAUAUGAUUUGAACUCCUAAAAGCAUAAUUUUUGUGAUGUGUUUCUAAGAUUUUUGAAAUUUUUAUACAAGAAAAUCCAUAGCUUCUAUCUGAAACUUGUAGGAGAAAUCUUUUAUUCUCUUUUUAUGCCAAAAUGUAAUAAUUGGCAACUCCGUUUUCUUUUUCAGUCUGUAAUCAACUGCUGAUGUAGCUAAAAAUUUUGCUCAGUCUCUCACAUACUCCUCUCCUGACACAUGCAACCCAGUAGGAUAAUAUUUGGAUUUUUAAUUUUGUCUUAAUUUUUGUUUUUAAUUUUUUUUGUUGAAGCAUGACAAAGUUGAAUAUAAAUUAGAAAAGACCCUAGAUGCCUAGAAUAUUCCUUUUGGUUACAUAGGCAGAGAGUACAGCAAAGAUUUAUAAGAUGUAGAAAAGGCCAUUUUGUGAUGUAAUUUCAUUUAAAAGCACUCCAAUUCCUAUUAUAAUAUCUUUGAAAUUUUUUUUACUUUCCAAAAACUUUAGCAUUUACUGAAUUCUUCUUUCCCAGAGUGCAUUGCAACCAUUGUUUAAAUAUUAGCCACUAGCUAUCUUUGUUGAGUAGAAACUAUCCAAUGAGAGGAUAUAGCCAUAGAAUGUGUUAUGGAUUAACACCCAUUUUGACACACUUGCAAUAAGAGAAUCUUUUUGUUUGCUUGUUAAAUGUACUGCAUUCUAGAAAUCUUGUAGUACAAAUGGAGUGUAUUCUAGUGCAAAUAUUUUGAAUAUUACAUCAUUAUAAAUAAAGGUAGAUCAUUUAGGAAAGAAAAUCCGUUCAAGCUUUGUAUGACUUAAAUGUGUAUGUAUACCCAAUUAAAAAGGGUGUAACAAAACUACAGAGACAAAAUACCUUCAUGGAUCUCAAAAUUUAUAUGAAAUUAAAUCUUGCACAUUAUACCCUUUUGAGAAGGCUGUAUAAUACCUAUUAUGUGCCAUUAAUCCAUGCCUAAAUAUUUUAUAUUACAGUUCCAAAUGUGCAUUGACUAAGGCAUUUUAAGUAUUUGAACAAAUCUGCUUGUAUGAGACAUUUUUUCAUAUCAUUUGUAUAGUUUGACUAUAUUAUUCAGAAGGUAUAAGGGAUGGUAAUAAAAGUAAACUUAUUCAUUAUAUAUAUCUUUUUAGAAUGACAGAAGCAACUUUCCAACAUCUUGUUUCAUAGUGAUCUUGUUUUCAUUUUCUGAUAAUUUCAUAUAUAUGUAUAUACAUUUAUACACACACAUAGGUUUAUGAUUUUGAUUUGUUACUUUGAGCUAUUUCUAUGACUACAAAGCGUUUUUUGGAUUUUUUUAAGAGAUAAAUAUUUUAACUUCUAAAUUUUAUUAGGGCAAAACUGUCAUCUGUUCUGUUUCUUUUUUGUUGUUGUUGUUCUGUUUCUAUGUUAAUUGUAAUUGAACCUGGAUAGCUACAUUAAUAGAAUCGGUGCUGUUGAAAUUUAGUAAUUUUUAAAUUUGCUAAUAAUGAAAAAUAGUCCUUAAGUAUGCAGGAUAAGGUAUUUGGAUUUUUCUUCAUAUAUGUCACAUCUACUACAGAAAGUGGCUAACUCAAGUUGACACUUUUUACUGUAGACAGUGAGUAUUAACACCAAAAAUUGCUUUACCACAGUAUAAAAUAGUACAGAUUAUAAAACAUCAUUUUAGUAACAAUGUUUCUAAACCAUUUACCAUGGCCCUCUCGAUAGACUUUAGUAACAGUGUUUCAAUGACCUGAUUCCAGUUCAUUUUGUUCUACUGAAAUUCUUUUUUUAAAAUAUGUUUUUAUUGAUUU